Messenger RNA from Drosophila ficusphila, 784 nucleotides. Its product is annotated as RNA-binding protein 7. Lineage: Eukaryota; Metazoa; Arthropoda; Insecta; Diptera; Drosophilidae. The record is from RefSeq and is a predicted model, not a curated record. Gene Ontology annotation, cellular component: nucleus. The transcript has a single exon. The annotation marks the transcript as partial. Gene Ontology annotation, molecular function: single-stranded RNA binding. Gene Ontology annotation, biological process: regulation of alternative mRNA splicing, via spliceosome.
UGCUCCCGUCCGCGCACAUUAACGGCCACGGGUACGGCCCCCCACAGCUGCUGCAGCCCUUUUUGCCCGUUCCCCCUCAGCGGUGCAGUCGGCGACCUUGCUGAGGAGGAACUCGAGGUUGAGGACGAAGAGGAGGACGAGGAUCAGCGGACGCUGUUUUGCGCCAAUCUGGACGAGCGCGUGACGGAGGAGAUCCUCUACGAGGUGUUUCUGCAAGCCGGUCCCAUAGAGGGAGUCCGGAUACCCACGGACAACACGGGGCGCCAACGAAGCUUUGGGUUUGUCACCUACCAGCGCUUGUGUGCGGUACCCUUUGCCUUGGAGCUUUACCAGGGCCUGGAGUUGUUUCAGAAGAAGAUCACCAUCAAGCAGCAGGGUGCUGACAGAGCCAAGCAGCCAACUUCCUUUAACCAGAAUCGCCUGCGCAACCCGUUCAUGAUGGAGGCGCCAUCACAGGCAUCGCCCCAGCGCCAUGCUCGGCACAGUUUGCACGGCGCCAAGCCCUACGACCGCAAUCCGUUUGGGAAGAACGGAGAGGUACGGCGCCGCAGUGACAGCUCUGUAAUGGACCGUAACCGACCAAUGAAGCAACCGCAGCAACAUCACCAGCACAUGCAGGGCGGCAGCCGGAGGUCGGACCAGCGCAACUACAGCAAAGGCAGGUUGCCUUAGAGCAUGAGAAAGAUUUUAAAUAGCUUCUAGGUGUAGCUUAAGAAAAAGAUUAAGAUAAAGUAAGGGUGUCGUCAUGUUCUAGUAUUUCCAAUGAAUGCAGUUACAAUUUCGA